This is a messenger RNA of Naegleria gruberi, 660 nucleotides long. RefSeq lists its product as uncharacterized. Bases 1 to 660 code for a protein of 219 amino acids. Gene Ontology annotation, molecular function: protein phosphatase inhibitor activity. The record is from RefSeq and is a predicted model, not a curated record. The transcript is spliced from 2 exons. Gene Ontology annotation, biological process: regulation of signal transduction. Lineage: Eukaryota; Heterolobosea; Eutetramitea; Acrasida; Naegleriidae.
AUGUCAUCAUCUGAGGAGGAACCAAUGAAAAAUCAAAUAACAUUUCAAUUUGAUGAACAAAAUCUUCAAGAGAAUGAACAUAUCAAGAAAUUAAUUAAAGAAAAUUGUCAAACAAUUAAUGAAGCAAAAACACCAUAUAGAUAUAAUUUUGAUUCCGAUUCGGAAGGAGAAAGUGAUCCUAACAUUCCUAGGAGAAUGACUCCUGUUGAACAUAUGGAUAGAAUUAGUAGUGCUUUGGAACGAAAAUUAGAAAAUCUAAAAUGUGGAAGUGAUGAAGAAAGUAAUGAUCAUACUAUGAAUACAACAGAUGAUCAUCAUGUAACACCAACAAAAUCAAUUCCGAUCAAUAGACAGAUUAUUGAAGAUAACGAAUACGGAAGUUAUUCACCAAAAUUUGGAGAAUUAAUAAUACCUAAUGAUCUUAAUGGACAUUCACCAAACAAACAUAUUGGAUUUUCAAUGGAAAACCCUUCACCAUCAUCAUCUAUGGAAACUAAACCUGAAGGGGAUCAUGAGCAUGAAACCCCUGAAUUCAAGCAAAAGAGAAAAGAACAUUACAAUGAAUAUUUAGUAAUGAAGAGAGCAAGAGAAAGAAAUCAACAAUUUUUCAAAAAUGGUGAAGUAAGCGAGGAUGAAAGUGAUAGCAGUGAUGACGAAUAA